Molecule: messenger RNA, 2467 nt
Organism: Telopea speciosissima
Lineage: Eukaryota; Viridiplantae; Streptophyta; Magnoliopsida; Proteales; Proteaceae
Exons: 7
Coding region: 184-2343 (719 amino acids)
Biological process (GO): peptidyl-serine phosphorylation; peptidyl-threonine phosphorylation
Cellular component (GO): cytoplasm
Molecular function (GO): protein tyrosine kinase activity; protein serine/threonine kinase activity; ATP binding
Source: RefSeq, a predicted model, not a curated record
GGCAGGGGGAACUGGUGGGGUGUGUGUGUGUGUGUGUGUGUGAAGAGUUCAUCUUCGCCAAUCCUUCUUCAAGGAUGCAACCCUUAACCCCUUUUGACCGUCUCAGUUCAUUUUCUAUUACUGAUGACGGGGUUCUAAUUCUAUUCUUUUCUUCUUUCUCUCUCAAUUUAAAUUCUCACGGCCAUGGCGGUCUCGGACGUUGGUGCUAUCUUGGAUUUCCUUAGGAAGAAUGGAUUCUCUGAUGCGGAAUCCGCUCUCAGAGACGAUAUUGUUGAGAGAGGAGACUUGAGCUCUUUUGAUUUUGAGAGGUUUAUGUUUCCUAUGGUUCAUCCACCUCCGCCUGUGAGAAUCCGCUCCGUUGGCACGCAAUCGGAGGUUUCUGAUGGAGUCGACCAUUCCAAUUCCAAUUCUAGUUCUUCUGAUUCGUCCGAUGAUUUCGUCAGCAUCGGCUCUUCUACCACCGUCGUGUCUCCCUCCGGUCUAACAAAUCCAUAUGCUGUUUGGCCUGAAGCUGGAGUUAAAUCGGAAGCUUCAUCCGAUAGACUCUCUGAAUUCGAUACUGCCCGUGAUUACUAUGAUGCUGAUAUUCUAUAUGAUACCUAUUGGUACAGCGAGAAAGAUGGGGGCUACCCUAAAAAUUCCUCCUUCAGAGGGCCGGACUUCUUUAGCUUUCCCAGUGAGGACAAGUUUGUUACUACUUCAGAGUCAGAGAGGCAAUGCGAUAGACUGUUCGGCAUAGAUGAUGCAGCAGAAGGAUUUCAUUCGGUGACCAGUAUUAAUCGCUUAGACAAUGCGUGCCUCAAUGAUGCUUCCAUGGACGAUGGGGUUCCAGUUACAGAGAAUUACCAACAGAACGAGAAUGUCCAACAGAAUCAUGUUGUCGAAUCAGGAUUCGAGGAUCGUACUGGUUGUUUGGAAGAAAAAUGUUAUUUUGAUGGAGCAUAUGAGGAUUAUAACGAAAUGCAGACCUUGAAAGAUCCUGAGCUGAAAGCUAUUCAGUUAAAGCUUGCACCUGAUUGCACUUUGGAUUGUGAUUCUAAUUCAAAGCACAAAAGAAAUGGGAGUUCCAAUCAUUCUAUAAUAAAGUGUUCUACAGAUAAUGUAGAUGUGAAGUUUUGUGAAGACGCCAACUUACAGCUUCAAGCUUCAGAAAAUGAAUGUCGACCAUAUGGAGACAAUCUUUAUGUGAUAGGAGAUGGCAGAGAAAUGAUUGGUAAGAGUGAUGAAUCUGGAAUUGCAGGGGAUGGUGAGGAUUGUGCUACUCCAAAUGAGUAUCCAGCUUUUGAUAUUGAGAAGGAUGAAUAUGAGAUAUUUGACCUAAGAAUUAUACAUAGGAAAAACAGGACUGGAUUUGAAGCGAGCAAAGAUGUACCAAUUGUUCUGAAUACCAUCAUAGCUGGCAGAUACUAUGUCACGGAAUACCUUGGUUCUGCUGCUUUCAGCAAAGUUGUUCAAGCACAUGACCUCCAUACUGGAGUGGAUGUUUGUUUGAAAAUAAUAAAAAACGAUAAGGAUUUUUUUGACCAAAGUUUGGAUGAGAUCAAGCUUCUGAAGUUUGUGAACAAGCAUGACCCUGCGGAUGAACACCACAUCUUGCGCCUGUAUGACUACUUCUAUCAUCAGGAGCAUCUAUUCAUCGUUUGUGAACUCCUACGAGCAAAUCUAUACGAAUUUCAGAAAUAUAAUCAGGAAUCUGGCGGCAAGGUUUAUUUUACAUUGCACAGAUUGCAGAUCAUAACUCGACAAUGUUUGGAAGCAUUAGACUACUUGCAUGGGUUGGGAAUUAUCCAUUGUGAUCUGAAGCCUGAGAAUAUUCUUAUCAAAAGUUACAGCAGAUGUGAAAUAAAGAUCAUUGAUCUCGGGAGUAGUUGCUUUCAAACAGAUAACUUGGGCUUAUACGUACAGUCUCGAUCCUAUAGGGCUCCUGAAGUUAUCCUAGGCUACCCAUAUGAUCAGAGGAUUGACAUUUGGUCUCUUGGUUGUGUUUUGGCUGAGCUAUGCUCUGGUGAGGUGCUUUUUCCAAAUGAUGCACUGGUAAUAAUACUUGCUCGCAUGAUUGGGAUGCUUGGUCCGAUUGAUAUGAAGAUGCUGGGCAGGGGGCAAGAGACAUACAAGUACUUCACAAAGGAGUAUGAUCUAUAUCAUGUUAAUGAGGAAACAAACCAACUGGAGUACGUCAUCCCAGAGGAGUCCUCAUUGGAGCAUCAUCUAAAGAUUUCUGAUAUUGGAUUUAUUGAGUUCAUCAGAUAUUUGCUUGAGAUGAACCCACAAAGGCGUCCAACUGCAAGGGAAGCACUACAGCAUCCGUGGCUCUCUUGCCCAUACGAGUGGAGCCCUUUUUAAUGGUUUUGUUGCGAGUGGCGCCUUGGGAAUGGGUAGUGUUUUGACGUUUGAGUGGAAUAUAGAUCUCUUCGCCAUAAAAUAUGUAUUGAGAUAAUGAGUCUGCUCUGACUUUUUGUAGUUUAAU